Molecule: messenger RNA, 2686 nt
Organism: Physeter macrocephalus (sperm whale)
Lineage: Eukaryota; Metazoa; Chordata; Mammalia; Artiodactyla; Physeteridae
Gene: NF2
Product: NF2, moesin-ezrin-radixin like (MERLIN) tumor suppressor
Exons: 17
Coding region: 440-2686 (748 amino acids)
Biological process (GO): regulation of gliogenesis; regulation of hippo signaling; regulation of cell shape
Cellular component (GO): filopodium; plasma membrane; cytoskeleton
Molecular function (GO): actin binding; integrin binding
Source: RefSeq, a predicted model, not a curated record
CCCGCGGGCGCGCGGAGUGAAGACGGUGACAGCCACGCGCGCACGUGCGUGCCCGGCUGCAGCGCGGCCCCGACACCUCCCUCGACCGCUGAGAAGCGUGCGGGGUCUGGGCCGCCGGCGUCUAGGGGCCCCGUCCCCGGGCGUCACCAGCGUCCCCGGCCCGAGUCCCGGAGAGCUGGGCCGUGCCCGCCCCUUCGGUCCCCGAUCGCGAUCCCUUACCGUGGCCGUCAGGGUCCGCCCCCAACUCCCAUUUCGGUUCCCGGGGCAGGGUCCUCGCGGUCCAUGCUGGCCGCUGGAGGCCCGCGCCGCUCAGUCAGCUCCCGGGCCGGCCAGCCGGCCACCAUGGUGGCCCUGAGGCCUGUGAGGCUCCUCCAGGGAGGCUAAAAGGUCCAGAGCGCAGGCCUCGGGGCGCGAGGGUCCCGAACGUGAGCCCCGCGCCAUGGCCGGGGCCAUCGCUUCCCGAAUGAGCUUCAGCUCGCUCAAGAGGAAGCAGCCCAAGACGUUCACAGUGCGGAUCGUCACCAUGGACGCGGAGAUGGAGUUCAAUUGCGAGAUGAAGUGGAAAGGGAAGGACCUGUUUGACUUGGUGUGCCGGACCCUGGGGCUUCGGGAAACCUGGUUCUUUGGCCUGCAGUAUACAAUCAAGGACACCGUGGCCUGGCUCAAGAUGGACAAGAAGGUGCUGGAUCAUGACGUUUCAAAGGAAGAGCCAGUCACCUUUCACUUCCUGGCCAAAUUUUAUCCUGAGAAUGCCGAGGAGGAGCUGGUUCAGGAGAUCACGCAACAUUUAUUCUUCUUGCAGGUAAAGAAGCAGAUUUUAGAUGAAAAGAUCUACUGCCCUCCCGAGGCUUCUGUGCUCCUGGCUUCUUACGCCGUCCAGGCCAAGUACGGUGACUACGACCCCUCUGUUCACAAGCGGGGAUUUUUGGCCCAAGAGGAAUUGCUUCCAAAAAGGGUAAUAAAUCUGUAUCAAAUGACUCCAGAAAUGUGGGAGGAAAGAAUCACAGCCUGGUACGCAGAGCACCGAGGCCGAGCCAGGGACGAAGCUGAAAUGGAAUAUUUGAAGAUAGCUCAGGACCUGGAGAUGUACGGUGUGAACUACUUUACAAUCCGGAAUAAAAAGGGCACAGAGCUGCUGCUCGGAGUGGAUGCUUUGGGGCUUCACAUUUAUGACCCUGAGAACAGGCUGACCCCCAAGAUCUCCUUCCCGUGGAAUGAAAUCCGGAACAUCUCUUACAGCGACAAGGAGUUUACUAUUAAGCCAUUGGAUAAGAAAAUUGAUGUCUUCAAAUUUAACUCCUCAAAGCUUCGUGUUAAUAAGCUGAUUCUCCAGCUGUGUAUCGGGAACCACGACCUGUUUAUGAGGAGGAGGAAGGCCGAUUCUUUGGAAGUUCAGCAGAUGAAAGCUCAGGCCAGGGAGGAGAAGGCCAGAAAGCAGAUGGAGAGGCAGCGCCUUGCUCGAGAGAAGCAGAUGAGGGAGGAGGCUGAACGCACGAGGGACGAGCUGGAGAGGAGACUGCUGCAGAUGAAGGAAGAGGCAACGAUGGCCAACGAAGCCCUGAUGCGGUCCGAGGAGACAGCCGACCUGUUGGCUGAAAAGGCCCAAAUCACUGAGGAGGAGGCGAAGCUCCUGGCACAGAAGGCGGCAGAGGCCGAACAGGAGAUGCAGCGCAUCAAGGCCACGGCCAUCCGGACGGAGGAAGAGAAGCGCCUUAUGGAGCAGAAGGUGCUGGAGGCUGAGGUGCUGGCGCUGAAGAUGGCUGAGGAGUCCGAGAGGAGGGCCAAGGAGGCAGAUCAGCUGAAGCAGGACCUGCAGGAAGCCCGCGAGGCAGAGCGAAGAGCCAAGCAGAAGCUCUUGGAAAUCACCACCAAGCCCACGUACCCGCCCAUGAACCCACUCCCAGCCCCGCUGCCGCCUGACAUACCAAGCUUCAACCUCAUUGGUGACAGCCUGUCUUUCGACUUCAAGGAUACUGACAUGAAGCGGCUUUCCAUGGAGAUAGAGAAAGAAAAUGGGUGCUUCACUGCCAUUUUACAGAGGAGGAAACUGAGGCCUGGAGAGAUGCCAGGAGGAGCCAAGAGACCCCAGCCCCCUGCACUUCCCCACACCGAGGGCCACUGUGUGAGCGCCAUGCGGGACACAGCUCCCUCCGUACUCCCUGUCCUGCCCGAGAUGUCAGCCCGUGUGUCCCUCACACAGGUGCAGAAUGGCAGCGAUGUGUGUGCAGAAAAGCCACCAAAUGCCGGUUUCCAGGGCUGGGAGAAAGGUGAGCCCGGGGCAAAGGGGAGAAGGAACCCCCGGCGGGCGAGGGGCGGCCGCACAGGGGACGGCGGCGGGAAGGGGCGGGCGGGGUGGGGUCGGGAGCGCGAAGGGGGCGGGCGGCGGGCGGGGGAGGCGGGGAGCGCAGCCAGCGCGGCACAGAGCGAGCGAGCGAGCAGGCGAGGCGGCGAGAACCGGAGCGGCGGGCCGGGCGGCCGCGCCGGCGAGCGGACCAGCGGGCGGCGAGCAGCGCGCAGCGCCGAGCGCGCGGGGCACCGAGGAGCGGGAGCGGCGGGCGCAGCGCGCAGCGGCCCGAGCGGAGAGGCCCGAGCGGCGCCGCCCCCGCGGCCCCUGCGGGGCCCCGGCCGGGAGCCCAACGAAGGAGGGGACGGCAUGGACCGGCGGCCCGGGGCGCGGGGGCGCUAG